AUGACAAAGGAAGGAACCACAUCAACAGGCACUGUUAAACCUAGCGUAGCCUUAAAGAACAAAAAGUAGGCUGAAACCAAUAAGAACUAUUUAAUUUGGGGUUUAAUUGGUAUUGGUGUUUUAGUUAAUGCCGUUAUCAUCUAUUAAAACUACAUUUAAAUUCACCAUCCUAUUUCGAAUUUGGGAAACGGUAAAUUCUUAUUUGACUAUCAAAGUACCAUUAAGAAUCACAACAAGGCCAGUCAAGACUUUGCAAGUGAAUUAAAGACCUACCGUAACUAAAUUACUCAUCUUGAACUCUAAUUGAGUCUCAAUCAAUUCAAUGCCGAAUAAAUGGGAUUCUUAUCUCAAGGUCUUAUCUAUCUUGACUCAGUUCAAAAUAUUAAGAUUUCUCUCUCUCACAAUGAAAUUGGUGAUAAGGGUGCUUUAAAUGUAUGUACUGUCUUAGCUGCUCUCCCUAAACUACAUACUCUUCAUCUUGGUUUGGAUGCCAUGAAACUUAGCAAUGAAACUUUAACUUAAUGUAUGUCAUUCUUAGGAGAAUCAAAAUCUCUUACUGCCUUGACCGUCUCUCUUAUUCACAACAAGAUCAAGGAUGAAGGUGCUAAGGCUUUGGUUGAAGGCUUCACUGAAUUAAAGAAAAAGCUUACCACUCUCAAUCUCAUUUUGAUUUCUAAUGAAUUCACUGCUGAUGUUGGAAAAAUUUUUGAAAGUUUCUUACCUAGUCUCGAAAAAACUACUUCUCUCUACCUCUCUUUAUAUGCCAAUAAAAUAGGUGCUGAAGGUGCUCAUUACUUAUCUAAGGGAUUAGAAACAUAAGGUCAAUUAAAGAACUUAAACUUAGAUUUAUUCUUCAACAAUAUCACUGAUACUGGUGCUCAAUCCCUUUCUAAGGCUUUAACCAAGUUAACAUCCUUAGAAUCAUUGAAGCUCAACUUAGAAUUCAACUACAUUUAGAAUGAAGGUGGUCAAUAUGUUGGUGAAGCUCUUAAGAAUUUAGUUAACUUAAAAACUUUACAUAUUAAUGUUGCUACUAAGAACUUUGGAUACACAGGUUUCAAGCAUAUCACUGAAGGUCUUUAAGCUCUUGUCAACUUAGAAGAGUUAUACAUUCACUGCGGUGUUAACAAAAUCGGUCCUCUUGGUAUUCAAGAUCUCAAGCUUGUUUACUCUCGUUUGACCAAACUUAAGAGAGUACGUUUGAAUUUCUAUGAAAACUCUUUGGGAGAUCCUAAUGCUAUCAAGGUUAAUGAAAUGUUUGAUGCCUUAAAGGGUGUUGAAGAACUUGAACUUAACUUUAACUUCAAUAAUCUACUUGAAUAUGGUAUUAAUCAAAUCUUAAAGGGUGUCUAAAAGCUUCCUAACUUGAAGAGAUUAGACCUUGAUGUAGGCCAAAGUGAAGUUAACGAUGAAGACGUCAAUAGUAUCUUUGUUGAACUCGAUAAUGUUGGUAAAAAAGUACCUGAAGUUGAAUUCUCAUUCCUACACACUGCUAUUACUUAAGAAGUCGCUGAUAAGUUAGCUCAAAAAUAUCUUAAUCACUCUAGCAUUAAGCUCAACAUUAAUUCUUCUGUAUCAAAGGAUUACCUUGAAGAAAGAAAAAAGAAAUAAGAAUAAGAAAAAAAAGACAACUUGUGA
Tetrahymena thermophila SB210 is the source of this 1638-nucleotide messenger RNA. RefSeq names its product transmembrane protein, putative. Gene Ontology annotation, biological process: nucleocytoplasmic transport; activation of GTPase activity. Gene Ontology annotation, cellular component: perinuclear region of cytoplasm; cytosol; nucleus. Lineage: Eukaryota; Ciliophora; Oligohymenophorea; Hymenostomatida; Tetrahymenidae. The transcript has 2 exons. The record is from RefSeq and is a predicted model, not a curated record. Gene Ontology annotation, molecular function: small GTPase binding; GTPase activator activity.